Molecule: messenger RNA, 1610 nt
Organism: Phragmites australis (common reed)
Lineage: Eukaryota; Viridiplantae; Streptophyta; Magnoliopsida; Poales; Poaceae
Product: patatin-like protein 1
Exons: 6
Coding region: 186-1400 (404 amino acids)
Biological process (GO): lipid metabolic process
Molecular function (GO): glycerophospholipase activity; monoacylglycerol lipase activity
Source: RefSeq, a predicted model, not a curated record
UGAGCAUUUUCUAGUGUUGUGCACUACUGUCACCCGAAUAUCAAACUGUCAAAGACUUUCGUUUUUGGCUUAUAUAAACCCACCCUAAGUACAUUGUUGAUCAAUCAUCGGGUCUGAUCUAGAAGAGAAAAACUUCUUGCUUUAUCUUGCUUGUCAUUGUUCUUUGUUGAUAUACAUCUCUGUGCAUGGCUAGCCACGAUGCGCCGCCGUCGCCGUUGCCGCCGCCGGCCACAGGGAGGAAGGUGACGGUGCUGACCAUCGACGGAGGCGGAAUUAGGGGCCUCAUCCCCGGCACGAUCCUCGCCUUCCUCGAAUCAAAGCUCCAAGAACUCGACGGGCCGGGCGCACGGCUGGCCGACUACUUCGACUACAUCGCCGGAACCAGUACCGGCGGCCUUAUCACGGCGAUGCUCGCCGCCCCGAACAAGGACAAGCGCCCGCUCUUCGCCGCCGAGGAGAUCAACACGUUUUACCUGGAGAACGGGCCACACAUCUUCCCUCAAAGGGGGAACUUUACAAACACAUUGCUCGAGCUCAAGGGGCCAAAGUACGAUGGCAAGUUCCUGCACUCCAAGAUACAGAGCCUCCUAGGCGCAACCAAGCUCCAUGAGACCCUCACCAACGUCGUCAUCCCCACCUUCGACAUCAAGAACCUCCAACCCACCAUCUUCUCCACCUUCGACGCCCAGACCCUGCCUCUGAAGGAUGCGCUCCUCUCGGACGUGUGCAUCGCCACAUCGGCGGCGCCGACCUACCUUCCCGCCCACUUCUUCCAGACCAGAGACGACACCGGCAAGACCCGCGACUUCAACCUCAUUGACGGCGGCGUCUCGGCAAACAAUCCAACAAUGGUAACAAUGAGCCAGAUAUCGCGGAAAAUGAUCGUGGACAAGCAGGAGUUCUUCCCAGGGGGCCCGAUGGACUACGACAAGUUCCUGGUCAUCUCCAUCGGGACCGGCUCGGCCAAGAACGCAGAGAUGUACACCGCCAAGGAGGCCGCCGGGUGGGGCAUCCUGUCGUGGCUGCACAGCAAGGACGGGUACACCCCCAUCGUCGACAUGUUCAGCUACUCCAGCGCCGCGCUCGUGGACUACAACGUCUCCAUCCUCUUCCAAGCGCUCCGCAGCGAGAAGAACUACCUGCGCAUUCAGGACGAUUCUCUGAACGGCACGGCGGCGACCGUGGACGUCGCGACCAAGGAGAACAUGGAGGAGCUGAUCAGGAUUGGGGAGAGGAUGCUCGCGAAGAUGGUGAGCAGGGUGGACAUGGAGACGGGCAAGCCCGUGCCGGUGCCCGAAGAAGGGACCAACGCCGACGCGCUCACCCGCUUCGCGCACCAACUCUCCAAGGAAAGGAAGGCGAGGAUAUCGAGCCAGCCUAGAGGCAUUAGUGCUUUGUGAUAUAGACGUGUGUGCUACUUACAUUACGUAUGGCCAAAUUGCAUCCCUAUGCGUGUGCGUGUGUGAAAUUUCAUUUUUUUCAAAGAUAAUUGCUAAAUCUUACCUAAGUGUUUUUGUAAUUGUGCGUUUGUUUUGCCAGUUUGUGUGCAGAGUAAUGGUAUUCGCCAUUUUCCUUCUUCUUCUGGAUCUUGAAGGUUUGGUGUGUAUAGA